AACAGCAAAAUGUUUACAUUUUAUUUUUUGAAAUAAUUUCCAAGUUUCAAAUUUGUAGGUCUUUUAUGUUGUGUACUAGUACUUUUACUUUAAAACUUAACCAGCCAAUUUUGUGAGUGAUUUUUUCUAGCAAGUUUUUAGCUCAAGUCAAGUUAGUCUACUGUAGGCCAUGUAAACUGCAAGUUUAGUGGAUUCAGGGUGAGACUUUCUUCAAGUUGUCACAAGGACAUAAAAUAAUCUCAGAAGGAUGGAUGAAGAAAAAGGGUCGACUAGUCAAAGUAUGUCGCCUGACUCUGUGGACGAGGAAAGGCCACUCAAAAAAGCUAGAUAUGUUUGGCAGAUUAAAGGACGUUGUCGCUUGGACAGACCAAGAGGAGGGCGCAGUUGCAGCCACCAGUCCCAGGCUCAGCCGCAGCAGGCAGCAGAGUGUCCUAUUGGCCGCUGGCAGACAAGACAGAUGGCACGAGCUGUAGUAGACAACACUAUCAACUCCGUGCUAGAGGACAUGGGCUUCACCCCACCCCCAGACAACGAAGACAUCAUCAGCUUUGACAUCUUCCCCACCAUCCACAAUAGAGAAGGCAUAGAGAACCAAGCUGUUCUCAUGGCCAUACAGAGCCACGGGUUGCAGAAACCCUGUAUAUGCUCUCAUUCCUUGGGAGCAUCUGUCUCGACCCAUCCUGUCCCCUUCCACCAUCGACCGUCGACUCCCCUCCCGUCUACAUCGGAGCCGCAGGAGAAGUACGCAGGUGAAACUGACUUUCUGGCUCAAGCUGUAGCUGUAGCGAUCCAGAAGAAAGGUCUCGGAUCGUAUUCCGAAACCGAUCACGGCUAAUGAUGCGUUCAAUGAGUACUACUGAGUUCCUAUCUGUGUUGACGAACAUAUCGGCACUUGUUGGAUUGCAUUGUCUAGUUUAUUGUAAAUUCAGUGUAACUUAGGAGAAAGGUAUAUUAAGAUACAGCAGAACUCUAACUAUCCGUACCAGUUGGGACCGGAACCCAUCCGAUCAUAGUAAUGAAAAAAUUUAUGGUCAAAUUUUUCAAGAUGUCGCUAGAAAGCUCAUUAAUACAACAAUGCAAUAGUGUCACUGCAAGAUGUACGCAAUUUGGCAAUCUGGGUGGUUGGAGUUCUAAUGUUGUUAGUAACGGCCAAUUGACUGUCAGUGUGCUUAAUAAAGAAUGUUGUUUGUUGAGUGUUUGCAUGAAUUGAUAUCAAGUGUAAAUUGUUACUAAAACUUCAGGAUAUUGAAACACGUUAUUUUGUUUAGUUUAAAAAGUAUCUAACUUUACAUAUUUUAUGGAAACAUCUUUAUUAAUAUUAAUUUCUAUGAAAAUUAAUCAACUUAUUCUUAUAACCCAUGUUGAUAAUUUAGUAAAAACAAAAAAAGAUUUUUUUAUUAAGGUACUUAGUGUAGGUUUUUUUGUGGUAGGGAUUUUGCACAGAAUAAUCCCAUCUGGUAUUUAAUGACUACAGGUUUUUGUUAAGUUUAAAAUUUUAAGUUAAAAAAAGUUAAGUUUAUUUUUUUUACCAUAGUAAAACUAAGUAGGUUUUUUUUUUUCUUGUCUCUGAGAGUUUAGUUUUCUUUAAUCUCUUAUUCAAAUUGAAUGUAUGUUUCACUUAGCAAGAUCACUGACAAACGUUUUUAGAAAGUACCUAUAUGUGAAUGUUUAUCCUUCAAUAAUUUUUCAAAUAUCUUUUUCUGUACUAUUAAAUGUCACUUUUAUCGGUAAGUGUCAGUGUACAUAUCUUAUAACAUUAAAAAUUAAAUCACAUAGUAGUUCAUCUGCGGAUCUUUUUAGAAUUGUAUUGAAAUAUCUUAAUUUGUAUUAUCCUUAAGUAAAUAAGGGGUUUUAAUUUUUUGUUAAUUUUUAUCAGGAACUCAAUGUAAAACGCCAGAUUAAUCUAGUCAAAUGUUCUAGGGUUUAAAAAGUGGUUAAUGAUUAUGUUUAUUUUUGUAUUACCAACAUAGGCUUACCUAGUGGCGUCAUUUUCUGGCAUUUUACUUUGCCCGAUUAGUCGAUUUUAAAUUUUCUACACAUUCUGAACAAGAUACUCAAUUUUAAACAUAUUUACAUAUUUUACUGUCCCACUUGAACCCCUUUAUUAAUCAAAAGUCAAAACAUGCAGGGUAUGUUUGAUUUUGUACAUAUCUCUGUUCUGAUGUUUAACAUGGAAAGACAGGGAAUACAAUGAUUUAAAGAGUUAAGUCCACAGCACUUGAUAUGUCCCAUAAGGUUCGUUUCCACUAUGUAUAUUUUGUACGAGAUAUUGUUUAAAAAAAUUUGCAAUGUCAAAAAUUUAUUUCUGUGGAAUAUGUGAUGCAAAUUAGUUUACAUUUUACCAUUAUCUUAACCAACGCACAUUCUACAUGAUAUGCUCAAAUAUUUAUGGUGUUAAGAUUCUCUAGGGACACAGUCCACAAUGGCCUUGGAACACCUCUUUGGCAGUUUGUGUGUUUACUGUUUAUACACAUGGCUUGCAAAAAGCGACUGUAGACUCUAAAUUCUGUUAAAGAUUAAUUUAGAUGUAUUUUCAGAUCCAUGAGAUGUCAUUUGUAUAUUAAUGGUCCUUUUCUCUAAUCUUUUAAAAUGUCUUGUGUAGCAUUUUUAGAGGACUUUAGUUUGUUAACUGUUUUCUUCAUCUAAAAUUACAACAACAAUACUCCAGGGUUCUAGAAAUAUAUGGUGUUAUAAUAUGUGUAACUAGAUGAAAAAUAAGGUUUAGUGGAAACGAACCUUUGCAUUAUUUUUACCUUGCAGUGUCAGUUAACAGUGAUUCCAAAGUAAAAUAUAGAUUCAUGGACACUUGUUCAGAUGUAACAGAAACAUACAGCUUUUAAUCCCAUAAUUUUCACAGUAUUUUUUUUGUCAAAACAAAAUUUGUAACUUCCAUUUAACUGUUAAGGGAAAAUGGCUUUGAAAAUUAAAAAACAGUAUUAUUGCACUCAACAAGUGUAAGAAAAGAUAUAGAGGCUUAGAUUUUUAGGGUAUAAACAGGUUUUCAUAUAUUUCCAGGUUACUUAUACUGUAAGACUUUAGCAACGUCAUUAAUAUCCAUUGGAAGAAAGUUUUACAUGACAUUAAAAUUGAUGUGUACUAUUACUAAAGUUAACUGGUGUUAUGCGGAGGUACUUUUUGUUUAUACAGACUGCUGCCUUAAAAACAGGAAAUUCACAACAGAAGUAAUAAUUUGGGUUUAUAACGGUUGUUUGAGAAAAAAAACUAAGAUUUUUUGGUAUGAUGAUAAACAGAAUUUUUAGCUUAGGAAAGCAUUAUAAUUCUUAAAAAUUAUUGGAAAAGUGAAACAGGAAGACCACGACAGGGUUUGCUUGUACUUGGGAUCAAUAAAUCGGGGAAGUCAUCUUAAUUAUUUAACAAUUAAUUUUGUAUACAAUAGUAGUAUGGAUAACCAAGGGGUACCCAAACAUAUGUAUGUAUAUAUACGUUAAAUAUAACCUUAUUUGUUGUUACUCAAAUACUUUGUAUUUAUAGAAUUUAUUCAUGUAUUCAAGAAUAUAACAUUUUUUAUAAAUAA
Macrosteles quadrilineatus (aster leafhopper) is the source of this 3535-nucleotide messenger RNA. RefSeq lists its product as uncharacterized. The transcript is spliced from 3 exons. NCBI's taxonomy places the organism in Eukaryota, Metazoa, Arthropoda, Insecta, Hemiptera, Cicadellidae. Bases 248 to 835 code for a protein of 195 amino acids. The record is from RefSeq and is a predicted model, not a curated record.